AUGGAGCAGAAACAAUUAGACAUUAGAGAUGCAACUGUAACAGACAUCAAAAACACAACAGAUUGCACACUGAACGAGACACAUAAGAAUUGUUCAUGCAUGCCCGGACACAACUGGAGUGAGGACAUGUGCCAAAAAUAUGGCUGCUGCAAUAACAGCUGCACGCUAAAACUUAAUGACAUUGCUCUUCUGGCACAAUUCAGCACACUGAAAUAUUUUGAUUCUCUGAUUAUCAACGGUUACAGGUCUGGCAGUGUGAUUGUAGAUUAUACAGUGCAGAUAAUGAGUUCAGUUACGAUUCCAGAAUUGGAUAAAUUAGCCAGGACACUGGAAAAUACAACGUUGAAUUCUACACUAGUAACAACAGGCCUCAUCACUAUUAACGGUCCUCAGAAGGCAAUUGACAUUGGCUCCUCUGCAGAUAUAACUUGUACUCCACCAGAUAUUCUGGGAGAGGUUAAGUGGUUCUUAACAGAUGUGAAGAACAAAACAACAGAGAUCACAGAAGGAAAAGAGGCCGCCUUGACUAAGGCCGCCUCGACUAAGACCAACUUGCCUGAGACGAACAUUGUUAAACUAAAAGAUAUUUCAGGAAGCUGGAAAGGAACACUUAAAUGUGUGUACCAAAAAGGGUUCAUAAAACACACAGCAAGUACAAAGCUGGACAUAGCACUUCUGCCAGAAAUACAGGCUAUGAGCAACCCCCAAUUUCCUGACUGUAGAGAUGCAAAUAACCAAUUUGAUGUUGUAAUUGAGUGCAAAAUUUUAAACGACGGCGAAAAUUACAGUGUUACAUGGGAUAGUAAUUUUACUAACCCCCAAAAAGAACUACAAAGCAAUGGGAAUUAUUUAUCUUACAAAUUAAAGGGGACCAUACUCUGUGUAAAGAAAAAAGAGGCAGAGACUGUCACGUGUACAUUCACAAACACCAAAGCCGAAAAAAACAGAAUCAGAUCUCAGACUGUGGAGAUUCCCAUUAUUAAUGCCAAUUCGAAAUUCUGUGAAGGAGAAGGUGUGUGGCCCAUCACAAAAAACGAUUAUACGGCCCAACUGUCUUGUACGUACAAUGCUGUUGGUCUGACAAGCAGAAAUUGCUCUAACCAAAAAUGGGGAACGGAAAUCUCUUCUUGUGUGAUUACUGACCUACAUGAUGUUCAACUGGCUGUAGAGAUAUUAGAUAAAGGUAUAGGCUUUAUCAAGGACGAUGCUGACCGCCUUUUCAGACAAAUACAGCUUUCAACCAUUAAGGAGACAUUCAACUCAUUUUCAAAUAUUAAUACAUCUGUAGACAUUUUCCAAGCCAUGAACAGUGUUUCUAAACAGCAGUCGAAUCAAUGGAAUGAUACCAUCAUGCCUGACUUUGUAAGCUCUAUAAGCAACACUUUGAAUGACACACGUGCCUGGGAAAAUCCUGAAACUAAAAACACAAAUUUAUCUGUAACAUUUCUACAGACUAUUGAGGAAAUGAUGCACAAUUCAAAUCUGAAAUCGAAUAAUUCUCUUAUUUAUCAAAAUGUUAAACUGGUGCUCUGUAGUAAGGCCAAAGGGGAACAUUGCGGCGGCUUUAAUUCCACCGUCAGCACAGACGAUAGUGCUGUUGUCAUUGGAUACCAGAAUAUUCAUGAAAUUUUACCAGAGUAUAUUGGAAGACCCUUAGUGACCAACAUCUUGUCAGUUAUUGUAAAUAAUACCAAUAACAAUCAUUCCAACCGUGUUGAAAUGAAGUUCGAUUACGCUGAAAAAAGAGAAAGGAAUCAUGAAAUUCAUUGUGUUUUCUGGGAUGUAAAUAAUACUAUGUGGUCUUCAGAGGGGUGUGAAUGGGGUGGUGCGUCAAAUCAAAAGUUGUGCACAUGUGAACACAAUUCUGCAUUCACCAUAAUGAUGUCUCAAGAUGCAGAGACCCUUCCGUAUAUGGAGGAACUGACCUACGCUGGUUUAGGAAUAUCCAUCGUCUCACUUGUUCUGUGUUUAAUCAUUGAGUUUUUGGUGUGGGAUACAGUUGUAAAGUCACACAUCUCACAUUUUCGACACGUUGCCUUAGUCAACAUCUCUUUCUGCUUGCUGUUGGCACACUGUGGAUUUUUAGCAUCAGCCAAUCUGAAAGAAAUCCCCCAAAACUGGUGCUCCUUCCUCACAGUGUUCAAACACUUUUUUUUCCUCGCCGUCUUCUUCUGGAUGCUGUGCUUGAGUUUCGUGCUUCUUCACCAACUGAUAUUUGUCUUUGAGCAGCUGAGGAAAAAGGUUUUUUUCGUAUUGUCUAUCACUGUCGGUUACGUAUGCCCUUUAAUAUGUGUGGCAACAACCUUCAUUACUUUCGAGAACGGUAAAGAAAAUGAAUACUAUUCCAAAGAGACUUGCUGGCUCAUAUAUCGGGGUGUGUUGAAGGGCUCCAUCUUUUCCUUUGUAAUUCCUGCCAUAACUAUUGUGAUUGUAAACUUUUUUACACUGGUUGUGGUGAUUUUGAAGAUAGUAAAUCCUACUUUGUCGGAGUCAAAGGCACGGGACCAAAAGGAUGUUGCCAGGAGUAUGAUUAAGACAAUAGUUUUCCUAAGCCCUGUCCUGGGAAUAACUUGGCUCCUCGGAAUUUUGGUGCUGUACCUUGAUCUUACACAAAAACCUUAUGCCCAAAUUGUGGGCUACACAUUUACAUUGUUGAAUUCACUGCAGGGCUUUUUGAUACUGCUGACAAACUGCUUGGGAGAGAAAAAGGUUUGUGAUGCACUUAUGAAGCGUUUCAAAUCCAAGGUUAGUAUGCACGAGAGAAAUGUCUGCUUUUACAGAUGCAAAAUGCAUCAUGAACAUAAAUACAUGAAAUAA
This is a messenger RNA of Carassius gibelio (silver crucian carp), 2817 nucleotides long. It is a transcript of the gene adgrf3a, whose product is annotated as adhesion G protein-coupled receptor F3a. Gene Ontology annotation, biological process: G protein-coupled receptor signaling pathway; cell surface receptor signaling pathway. The record is from RefSeq and is a predicted model, not a curated record. NCBI's taxonomy places the organism in Eukaryota, Metazoa, Chordata, Actinopteri, Cypriniformes, Cyprinidae. Bases 1 to 2817 code for a protein of 938 amino acids. Gene Ontology annotation, cellular component: membrane. Gene Ontology annotation, molecular function: G protein-coupled receptor activity. The transcript is spliced from 12 exons.